Molecule: messenger RNA, 5052 nt
Organism: Lates calcarifer (barramundi perch)
Lineage: Eukaryota; Metazoa; Chordata; Actinopteri; Centropomidae
Product: transcription initiation factor TFIID subunit 4
Exons: 16
Coding region: 2-2989 (995 amino acids)
Biological process (GO): transcription initiation at RNA polymerase II promoter; DNA-templated transcription
Cellular component (GO): transcription factor TFIID complex
Molecular function (GO): protein heterodimerization activity; DNA binding; RNA polymerase II general transcription initiation factor activity
Source: RefSeq, a predicted model, not a curated record
CAUGCGUCUCACGAGCGAGCGUAGCUGGGCAAAGAUGGCGGCGGGCUCCGAUUUGCUGGAUGAUGUUUUCUUCAACACAGAGGUGGACGAAAAAGUAGUUAGUGAUUUGGUCGGGUCUCUGGAGUCUGAGCUUACGGGAGCAGGGCACGUCAACGCAACAGCCAGGGUGCAGGCUGCAGCAAAUCACGUCGGCAACUCAGCUGUAGGUAGUAAUUCCAAUGUUCAGGGCAGCAAAAUGGGACUUUCACAACAAGAGCUUGCUAAAGCAGGGGCAGGAGUGCAAGGAGGUGUCAUUAACAGUAAGGGGUCCCACGGUUCAAGCAUGGAUGGAGCAACCGGGACCACAUCGGCGGCGGGACCGAGCAUGACAGCCGCUCAGAGUCAGUCCAACUCGGGGACAACUAGCAGAGUCGUUACGGUAGUGUCAGAUGCACCGUCUGGUGCUGGGAAACCUGGAACGACUGCUGUUCAAACUUUGAAUGGAAGUACCGUGGUGAUGAACUGUCACAUCCCCGGAGGCGCAUCUGCUGACAGCAGCGGUAACAACUCACAGCCCGCUGUCACGCUUGUAAACAACGGACCUGUUUCUGUGAGCAAAGGAAGCACAGCGAUUUUGUCUGCAGCACCAAGUACUAUUAUUCGGACUACUUCGACGAGUGCGCAGAAUGCUGUGACUUCGCCCGUGAUUUCGUCUCAGCCCUCUUUGAAAAGUGUUCCCACGGUUACGCUUGUGAGGCCACCUAUGCAAACUCCAACGAACACCUCGCAAAGCGGGGGGAACCCCAUCACAGUUUUACCAGCGCCAGCCGUCAGUGUUACCAGCACGGCUGGCACUCUUGUCAACAAAUUCGACUCCACAAAGACUAUAGUGCAAACUGGUGCACACGUCGUGGCUUCAACUGUUGCGACAGGCACAACAGCGACCAUAAGGAGCCCGACUGUUUUGCAAAACUUGAGGACUUCAGUGCCGUCUACAAUCGCUGCCACAUCUCCUGGUGGAAUACGAGCUAUUGCUCCACAGGUGUUGGCCCCUCGACUCACUCAGCCUCAACAAAACGCCCCAAACAUCCAAAACAUUCAACUCCCUCCAGGCAUGGUCUUGGUUCGCAGUGAGAGUGGGCAGCUGCUGAUGAUUCACCAGCAGACCUUGGCUCAGAUGCAGGCUCAGUCGCAGUCCCAAAGUGCCAUGACACCAAGACCUGCAGCCCCCACAAGCACUCCACCUGUCCAGAUCACCUCUCUCCAGCCGCCAGGCGCGUCACUCCUUGCUCGUUCGGUUACCCCCACCACCAUUAUUAAACAAGGUUCCACAGUCCAGACCACUGUGGCAGCCACCACCAAACUGCAGAGGCCUCCUGUACUGCAGAACACCAUCAUGCUGGGAGGAACUGCCACCACUCCGGGUCAGCCGCUAGGAACGCCCACCACAGUACAGCCUGGAACUGCAGCCACAGCAGUAACACAGAGGGUAGGGCCCCUUGGGCCCACUGGGAGCUCUGUCACUCCAACAGCUAUCUCAGCUGAGACACUGGAGAAUGUGAAAAAGUGUAGAAACUUUCUGUCCACGCUGAUCAAGUUGGCAUCCAGUGGAAAACAGUCCUCUGAGACUACAGCCAGCGUUAAGGAGCUGGUCAAGAACUUGCUGGAAGCAAAGAUAGAGCCUGAAGAUUUCACCAGUAGGUUGUACCGUGAGCUCAACUCCUCACCGCAGCCGUACCUUGUGCCUUUCCUGAAGAGAAGUCUCCCAGCACUACGUCAGAUGACCCCGGACUCAGAGGCCUUCAUUCAGCAGAGCCUGCUGCCACAGCCCAGCACUCAGCCCGCUGCGACAGCCUCCACAGCCCUCACCGCUGUGGUGCUGCGACCUCCUCUCUCCACCGCCGCCACUACAGCCGCCAGCACUGCUGCAACCAAAACUACAGUCAUCAGCCUCACUCAGACACCUCACAGUAAAUCAGGACUGAUUGUACCACAGCAACAAGGGACAAUGGUGAGGCCACAGGUGACGCUGGCUCAGUCUCCCAUGGUAACACUGAGAGGACAACCUCAUAGCCGUAUCAUUGUGGGCCAGCCACAGGUGGUCAAACAGCUACAGACAGUUCCAGCAGUGAAGCAGACAUUGGCUCCAGGGCCCAAAGGAGUGCAAGUAGUCAGUCAGGCCCCUCUCACUGCUGCUCAGAAGAACAAGCUGAAGGAAGCCGGAGGAGGAAUGUUCAGGGAUGACGAUGAUAUCAAUGAUGUGGCCUCCAUGGCAGGAGUCAACUUGUCGGAGGAGAGUGCCCGUAUCUUAGCAACAAACUCUGAGCUUGUUGGCACGGUGACUCGCUCCUGUAAGGACGAGGCCUUCCUCUCCACCUCUUCCCUCACCCGGAGAGCUCUUGAGAUUGGUAAGAAGUUUGGCGUCAGUGAGUUGGGUACAGAUGUGAUCAAUUACAUUUCCCACGCUACACAGCAGCGGCUACAAAACCUGCUGGAAAAGGUGACACAGGUGGCUCAACAGAAGAACGGAACAUUCAAGGAAGACGAGCGGUAUGAGCAGGUCAGUGAUGUGCGAGCCCAGCUCAAAUUCUUCGAGCAGCUGGAUCAGAUGGAGAAGCAAAGGAAGGAAGAGCAGGAGAGGGAGAUCCUCUUGAAGGCCGCCAAGUCUCGGUCACGGCAAGAGGACCCGGAGCAGCUCCGACUUAAGCAGAAGGCCAAAGAGAUGCAGCAGCAGGAGCUGGCUCAGAUCAGGCAGAGAGAAGCCAACCUAACGGCGCUGGCAGCAAUCGGCCCGCGGAAAAAACGAAAAAUUUACUCCCCUGUUAGAGGUGCCAGUGCAGAGAGUUCAGGGUCAGGGCCCUCCCAGCCUGGAGGCUCCAGCGGAGCAGGCUCCAGACAGUUUAUGCGACAACGCAUCACCAGAGUCAACCUCAGGGACCUGCUCUUUUGCCUGGAGAAUGAAAAAGGGAACAGCCACUCACACCUGCUCUAUAAAGGUUUCCUCAAAUAGCACCCACAUUAAAAUGACUAGUCUCAUUCAGUGGCAUUAAGGAAGCAGAGUUGACCCUCAGCUCAGACGCUCUCUGCCGGUACUUUCUUUGAUCACCCGCUGCUGAAUGAUGAGAUGUCUGUCGGUGGGAAGAGAAUUAUCUGGAACAUUGAAGAGACAUCAGCUUUUAAAGCCUCUUCAGGCAUAGGCCUUUUGUAUUUUCAGCACAGAGAUGGAGCAAAUAUUGGAACUUGGCCCUGAUUUCAGUGCACCUCUCAGCUCGGUUUGCUCUUCAGAGACCAGUUGCACUCAGCCACACUUCACUCAUGCACUGCCUCAUGCUGCACAUAAGAAAAAAUGUCUUUGACUGAAAUGAGCACUUCAGAUUUGAAAACCUCAUCAGUGUCACUGCACCGACAUCUGGGUUGUAGCAGCAAAUCUCUGUGAAGUGGUUCCAUCUUACAUUCAGGUGCUGCCUGAUUUUACAAAACUGCAGUAAUGCAAAUUUUCUUGACCAUGUUAACAUAAACACUCUGUUUAUUUAAGUUUUUAACAAAGAUUUUAAUUUAUCGCACAUUUAUACUAUAUUUUAGCACAGUUUAAUGCCUGUGGAUUGUUUUACAGAGACUAAUCUUGACUAGUCUUGUCUUCUGCUGAAUUGCCUUCUUCAGAUUAAGCCAUAUGAAUUAGAAUGUCUUGUUCAGUUUAAGAAACUUCAUCUAUCCAACAGUUUCUUUCCAGAUUUGUAGGAUGCGUGCUUUAUUGUUUUGUUUGCUUUUUUUGUUUGUCUUUGCUUGAUUGGAAACAAAAUUGAUGAUUUAUGUUAUAUGUUGUGCAUGGUGUAAUCACAGGUGUUGGUAUUUGAACUCUCACUAGUGUUUUCACAGUGGGAGUUCCUGACACAGUGGUUUUUAAUUCAGAUUGUAGCACAUUUACUACACAGACUACAAAUACUUUAUGUUCCUAUUGAUCAUUUCUGAAGCAUACAAUACUGAGUUUUUUUUCCUAUCUGCCAAGCAGACCAUUUCCAUUUAUUUCUUCAGCAACGGUACAAUAUUCAAUUGGCUUUCUGUCAAUAUGCUGGUGGCAAAUUAAGUAGUAGUUAUUUAGAAGAUCCAAGAACAAUGAAACAUUCACAUUAUGAAAAUAAUAAUGUGGACUUGGCUCUGUUUCUUGAAUAAUGUUAGGAAGAAGCAGCUAUUAGGUUAUUUUCUUGUCUUUUUUUUAAAUGUCACAUAAAGAAUAACAGACCUUUUUUUCCAAAUAAGAAUGUGCAAUAUUAAAGUAACAUCUGGCUAAAAUUUAUUUGGGCAGGAUGUUUAUUGUGAUGGAUUGUCCAUCUCAAGCACAUUCAAAAAAAAAAAAAAAGAGAGAGAGAGAGAAUGGACAUACGUGGCUGCCUAACAUUACUUCCAAAAAUGGAAACUAGUAUGGUAUGAUUGCAUGCAUUUGGAAAUGAAGUGGCUGUUAGAAAUGUUUAGUCCAGGCUGUGUAGCUCAUGUGCUAUAAUGUGAAUUUUAAGAGAUGGAAAAUGGAGAAGUGAAUUCCAGUAAUGUUUUUGAUUGCAGUCCUUUAAGUGAAUCACACUUGAUUAAAUUAAGUUGUGCAUCCACAUUUUUAUAUUUGAAUGAAUGAUGGAGGUCAUGUUUGGUAAACAUGAGCAUGAAAUGCAGAACACGGACUGCACUUUGACAGGUUUUCUAAAACUAGUCGAUCAGAUGAACAUACCCACUUUAUAUCUUUUUAUAUUUUUAGUGCACAUAACUAAUUUUGAUCUUUAUACCUUUUGUCAUUUUAUGAAAAGGAUGUUUAUGGGCAAAUUUUAUUACUGUAUAUACAGAAAUUUGCUAUUUGUAGAUUUAUCAGUUGACAACUUUAAAUUGAGAAAAUUUGUCUUAUUUUUCAUGUAUAUAGAUAUGAUAAGUAAGACAAAUAUUUGAUGCUCUCUUGCCAAUAUCUUGUACAUUUUGCACAGCCAGUUGUUCAUAUGUAAAUAUCUGAAUUUAAAAAAAAGUUUUUAAUUGCUAUUUUAUAAUGGAUUGAGAGAUAACAAUCUCUAUUAAAACAAAAAACAAAUAUCUUUA